Podarcis lilfordi (Lilford's wall lizard) is the source of this 6274-nucleotide messenger RNA. The record is from the annotation of a GenBank genome assembly. NCBI's taxonomy places the organism in Eukaryota, Metazoa, Chordata, Lepidosauria, Squamata, Lacertidae.
AUGUUUGGCUGCUUGGUCGCGGGGAGGCUGGUGAGUGGCGCCCGCGGCCGGCAGCGCAGGCCGGAGUGGGCGGGGCCCCUUGCUGCCGGGUCUCUAUGGAAACGAGGGGGGAAAGGGGGUUGCUAUGGGAACGGGAGGGCACUUGGGGUUUCUAUGGCGAGGGAUGCGGGCGCCUGGUUCCCUUGGUAACUCGUAAGGCCCAGGGGGGAUGCGCCAGGCGUUUCUCGUGGAAGUGGGUGAGGAAAUAUCUGGCGAUAUAUGUAUUUAAAUGUACUGCUUUAAGGUUUCUUUUCCAUAUAUGUUAUGCUAUAUGAGAAGAAGGAAGUCUCAGCAAAGGAAGAAUAGAUACAAAAGCUCAUGGAAUACGCAGAAAUUGCAAAACUUACCAGAAGAAUAAGAAAUUAAGAUCGCAAACUUUUUACAAAAUAAUGGAAAUGGUUUACGGAAUAUUUACAGAUAAAUUGUAAACAGAUAAAAACAUUGGCAGGAUUAUCGUAAAAACCUGCAGUUUUAUAAGAGCAUAUAUUUAAAGGAGAUGAAUAUAUGAACAAAUUAAGUUACUUUGGAAUAUGCCGAAGAUAUUAAAAGUAAAUUUAAGGAACCGCAAAAAGAGGGGGAGGGAAGUCAAUUUUUGAAAUGUCAAAAUGAUUGUAAAAUCAGUAAAAUGUAUAAACUUGAAAAGUAUAAAUAAAAAUUUAAAAAAUACAAUCAAGCAGUAUAUUACUUUUUAAAAUUAAAUUUGUAUGCCGCCCUUCAUCCACAGAUCUUACGGCAGUUCACACACAAAUACAAUAUAAAAACCACAAAAUGCAUAGUAAAAGUAAGAACAACAGCAAAGCAAUAAUCCCCUUUCCCACAGCACAUAUAAAUUUUAUGGAGUAUUUGUGUGUUUGUAUACCUCUUGAAUUUCCCCCCUCUACAUUCAUGCAGUAUAUAUAGUGGUAUAAACUAUAUACCGCUUGAUUGUAGGGGGAAAACCUCAACAGUGGUCAACAAAUGAGAUAAAACAAAGAAAGCACUUUUUUUUUAAAAAAAAGUAAGACCGUGAUUUAAAAUUUGCAGGUUAAAACUGCAGUAGACUAAAACAGAUUAAAACUAGUUGUACAAAACUAGGCCUGCCGUGUUUAAUGGAUUGCAUUAACUGAGUAAAAAUAUUUUGGUCAAUGAAAAAUGUGCUUCCAAUUAACCGGGCAGCAUAUUUUCCCCCAUUUAAAAUCGUAUUUUUAAUAAAUAAAAAACAAUAGCAACUCUCAAUGGAACCUAGGCAACAAAAAUACAAGCAAUAAAACAAUUGAAACAUCUAAAAAACAAUUCCAGUACAGAUGCAGGUUGGAAAAGAUCUGUGCUUUAAAAGCUUGCUGAAUAAGAAAGCUCUUCAGUAGGUUACAAACAGCCAGCAGAGACAGCGCCUUGCCUAAUGUUUAACAGGGAAUUCCAAAGGGUAGGUGUCAUAACCGGAAAGGUGAAAUUCCUAACUUGUGCAUAAUGGACCUCCUGCUAUGAUGGUAUGUGCAGGAGGUCCUCACCUGCAGAGAACAGAUAGGAGAAGGGUUGUUUGGCACACUGCUUUUUUUUUUUCUGCAGUCUCCAUUUCAAUGCAUUCUUCUUUUUUCCUGGAGGGAGUUUUAAUUCCGCUACAGGCUCAAAUCCAUACUUCAUUCCCUGCUCUUCUUUUGUAGGUGCAAACAGUUGCACAGCAGGUGGCAGAAGACAAGUUUGUGUUUGACUUGCCCGACUAUGACAGCAUCAACCACGUGGUGGUCUUCAUGCUGGGGACCGUUCCCUUCCCAGAGGGAAUGGGUGGAUCUGUCUACUUCUGCUACCCUGAUGAAAAUGGGAUAGCAGUGUGGCAGCUCCUGGGCUUUGUCACAAAUGAAAAACCAAGUGCCAUCUUCAAAAUUUCCAGUCUGAAAUCUGGUAAGAACAUUGAACGUAACCAUUAAAGCCUGGGAAGGGGUUUGCUGUAGAGAUAGGUGACUGGUAGCAGUGGCGUAGCGUGGGUUGUCAGUACCCGGGGCAAGGCAAGUAAUUUGCGCCCCCUAACCCGUGGAUUUUAGCACUCGAGUCUCUUCCGCACCCCCCCCCCCCGAUGUUACGCCCGGUGCUGCCGGCCCCCCCUGCACCCCCCACGCUACGCCACUGACUGGUAGCCAGAAGCAACAAUUCAACCUUCACUUUCCCUUGUGGUCCACAGCAUAGCUGUUCGUCCCACCUCUUUUCUCUGAGGCACAGGCAAUGGGCUUUUGAACCCCCUUCUUCUCUGUCCAGCUGUUGUGAUUAGCAAAAUGGACUCUAAGUUCCUUGUUUGUGCCUUGGCUCAUACAUGGGAGCCAUUGGCUGAGGCCCUCAAGGGGAGAACUGACAGGAGGGGAAGAGAGAGAGAGAUAAAAAUCCCUUUGUUUGUAUCUCACAUUCUGUGGAAGUGAGUAGAGGCAGUAUUGUUGACCUUUCAGCCUUUGCUCGUGACUGGUUUUUAUUUCUAGGUAAGCGUUUGCCUGUAGGGUGUGGGGAGUUCCUUAACCCAAGCUGCCUCACCCUACUCAAAAGUUGUUCUGUGUGACUCUGCCAGAGCUGGCGCUAAAAUCAUGUAUUCUGGGUCUGAAAGAUGCAGGAAGAGAGAACCCAGAAUCACUCACUGUGCUUCAAGCUGUCCUCCUAGUUGUCUUCUUUGGGGUAACUGGUGUGUGCCCUCUGUUCCCAGAGAGGGGUCCUUUCUUGAAGCAACCUUUUUAUGCAGCUAAGAUACUCAAAAGUAGAACUACAGUGUUGACAUCAGUGGCUAACUUAAUUCAUUUCACUUCUUAUACUCUGAGCAUGUCUUAGCUGGAUACAGCAUGCUCCGAGUAGACCAACUGAAAUGAAUUGACUUAAGUUAGCCAUUGAUGUCAGUACCGUAGAGACUAUGAUUUUGAAGCAUUAAAACGCCACUGCUUUUCUGUUGUCGGGCUGUGUUCUCUGUUUCUUGUUGACGGAGGUAGAUGCUUUGUUUAAGAAGUCUUAUGUAAAUCUGGGCUGUUUUCAGAACUGUGCUUCUACUGAGGUCAGGCCAGAUGCAUUACACCACUUGUGAUGUUGUCUCUUUUAGGGAAAGGUAGCCAUCAUCCGUUUGGAGCUAUGAAUAUCCCCCAAACGCCAUCUGUAGCCCAGAUUGGGAUUUCUGUGGAGCUGCUGGAACUCUUGGCUCAGCAAACUCCUGUAGCAAGUGCCGCUGUGUCAUCAGUCAAUUCAUUCACAGAGGUAAUGAAUAGCAAGCGAUUUUGAUUUCAGCAGUUACUGCCGGAAUAGCCUCUUCAUUAAUGGGUCCUAGAGCAUGGGACAUAAUGCCAUGAAGACAAGUGAGGCAUUAACAAAAAUUGCCUUACUCGUCAGAGCAGCAGCUUUCAAACUGUUUUCUGAGUUCCUCAGUGAAAAGAGCAAUAAUGUUCCCUGAAAGACAGCUUGAUUCUCAGUACCGAUCUUUGCUUGCAGAUGUGUAGCUUUAACAGAAUGUUGGAGCAGAACCUCCAUUUUCACAUAGUGAAUCAUAGAAUCUUAGAGUUGGAAGGGAUCCAAGGGUCAUCUAAUCCAACCCCCUGCAAUGCAAGGAAUCUCAGCUAAAGCAUCCAUGGCAGAUGGCCAUCCAGCCUCUGCUUAAAAACCUCCAAGGAAAGAGAGUCCACCACCUCUCAUGGGAGUCUGUUCCACUGCUGAACAGCUCUUCCCUGUCAGAAAGGUUUUCCUGAUGUUUAGCCGGAAUCUCCCUUCUUGUAACUUGGAAGACAUUGGUUUGAGUCCUACCCUCCAGAGCAGGAGAAAACAAGCAUGUUUGCUCUUCCAUGUGAUCCCAACAUUAACUAACUCUACACCCAUAAAAUUUCCCAUAAUGCUCUGUGGUAUGCAGGAGGUUCUUUGGCAGUCGACUCCGUGUGCAAAGGGUUCUCUAAAAGAAUUUAGAAGCACAUUUUUUAGAAGGCCAUCUGUCUAAUUCUUCUGCGGUUAUUGGCCUAGAUCCUAUAAUAAGGGAAGGGACGUCCUUAAAAGGAAAGUUUCCUUUCUCUUGCAGCUGUCCCUGAAAACCCUGUUGGGAAUGUCAGAAGGUACCUCUCUCCUGAGAUAUGGGGCAUAAAGAGCUACUGCAAGGAAUUGCUCAAAACUGGGGUCCUGCCCCCAAAACAGCUUUCCAUCUAAGAUAAUUUUCUAGGUCACUGAUAUAUUAUUAGAAAAAAAAAAAGAUUUGGGAUUAAGCCCAUUAAACACAGUGAGAUUUACUUCUGAGUAAAGGAUUAUAUAGUCAAUAGCUUUUUAAAGGCAUGUUAAUAAUUCAGCAGAGUGUUAUAUUAAGUGGGGCAUGAGCCUGCAAUGUGUAAUCAGAGUAAUUUUAGGAAAAGAUACCAAGUAGAGUAGAAACAUUUCUGGCUUAGCUUGUCCCUUACAAUAAAAACCCUUAGAUUAAAGGUAAAGGUAAAGGGACCCCUGAUCGUUAGGUCCUGUCCCGGACGACUCUGGGGUUGCGACGCUCAUCUCGCUUUACUGGUCGAGGGAGCCGGCGUACAGCUUCCGGGUCAUGUGGCCAGCAUGACUAAGCCGCCUCUGGCGAACCAGAGCAGCGCACGGAAACGGCGUUUACCUCCCUGCCAGAGCGGUACCUAUUUAUCUACUUGCACUUUGACGUGCCUUCGAACUGCUAUGUUGGCAGGAGCAGGGACUGAGCAAUGGGAGCUCAUUCCGUUGCAGGGAUUCGAACCGCCGACCUUCUGAUCAGCAAGCCCUAGGCUCUGUGGUUUAGACCACAGCGCCACCUGUGUCCCUAGGCCAUCCUUAGAUGGGCUAAUUAGACCAUACAGAGAUCCCCACCCCUGAAGAAAAUCUAUAAUUUCAAAUAUGAUGAUUAAAACGAACACAUAAACUUACCCUUUCUCUUACCACUUUGUGAACUGGUGGCAGUUUGCAAAAACAUUAUAGUACUGUGGUUGGCAACUCUGUGUACUGACAGACAACUCCCUAGAAACCCUUGGAACAGAGAGUUACCUAUUCAUCUGUUAUCUGUCUUCCCAGCUAAUACCCCUCUUUCAAUUUCUUUAUUUAUACAAGCGUUCAUAAACUGCCAACUCAUGAAAAAUAUUGUGACUGUGUAUACAAUUAAAUGAACAUAAUAAAACACAGAAGCAAUGGCCAACACUCAAUCAAAUUAAUUCCAUUAUAAUGCUUGGCAAAACAAACGUUUCCAGCAGGUGACAAAAUAUUAAAUAUUGUAGGAAACAUCCCAACUCGUGUUUCUCAAAGCGGCUUGCAAACCUAAAAACAACCUGCAGUGAUAAAAUAUUCCAUAAAACUUCUCUUAGGGAGGAACAAGUUAUUAACCCAAAGCGCUCUCUCCCCUCCCUGGCUUUUGCAACUGGUUGCAUUUGUUUCCCUGCUGACAUGUCCAGAAGCAAGUCUCCUGUUGUCCUGAAGCCUUUGCUGAGGCAGCACGAGUCAAAUGAGCAGAUCACUCUGGUACAGUAACGAGAUGCACUCCUCAUAAUAUAGUAAUAUGUUUUCAUUUGGAUCGUAUUGGUAAACAAUUGUUUAAAUGCCAAAAUAGAGCACCUAGCUAGGAUUGACUGAAAUGAUUAUGUACAUCCCUUUUUUUAAAAAAAAGUGCUUUUGUUGUUGUGUAUUUCAGUUCACUCAAAAGAUGCUAGACAAUUUUUAUAACUUCGCUUCAUCCUUCGCUGUCACGCAGGCCCAAAUGACACCCAACCCAUCGGAAGCUUUUAUUCCCGCAAAUGUAGUUUUGAAAUGGUAAGGAGAUUGCCGGGGGAGGACUGUUCCUUCACCAACACAAGGUCUUGGUAGGACUGAAUUAAUGGUGCAGUAGUAACAUUAUCCCUAACUGUAAGAGUUACCUUUUUAGUAUAGUAGUAGUUGAAUUUAUACUGUGUAUAACUAUUUCAUGUAUUUAGAUCAGGCUUAUGAAUAGUCCUUCAGCCUGGUUACCUGCAAUCAAGACCAGGAAUUUAACAAAAAGCGGACACAAUGUUUUAAAAAUUAUUUGUGAUAAAUACAAAUUAGGAUUCCUGAAGGAAUUGCAUUGCAGCCAGCAUAACUGUUCAAGAUCCAGUGGUGUUGGAGUGAAAAUCCUGGUGAUCUUCCCUUUACAGUACAUGCAAAGGAGAAGGAUAGCAUAAAACUCAGCAAAGUAGCUAGAAGACGGCUUUUAUGUGACUUUAUUUGUGCUUAUCUUUUUUCUUCUUGUAGGUACGAGAAUUUCCAAAGACGAUUAACUCAGAAUCCUUUGUUUUGGAAAACAUAA